Messenger RNA from Kogia breviceps (pygmy sperm whale), 2397 nucleotides. The record is from RefSeq and is a predicted model, not a curated record. Lineage: Eukaryota; Metazoa; Chordata; Mammalia; Artiodactyla; Physeteridae.
GUCUGGGAUGCAAGAGCGUCUCCGGUGCUGUGGACCGGGGCCGCGCCUCCUUUCCGGCCUUCCGGUCUUGCCAGCUGGGCCGGAAGGGAACGGUGCACCUGCAGUCCAGUGUUCUCAGGCCCUGAGGCUCAAGAGGUUCAGGCUCAUUGGGGUCCCUCACCGUGCUCUGAUGCGGGGAAAAGGUCUUGUCACCCACGGAGAGCUGAAGAACCUACGACUCGGACCUCAGCCCCAGGCUUCUGCUGUGGGGGACAAAAUCCUUAACUGUCCUGAGCGGACGUCCUGUUAGAGGGUGGCGCCUGGAUGAGCCUGGGGUAAUGCGGGGAGGACGGUGUUGCACUUCUUCGGAAACGAGUUGAUAGGACUGUAAACUGAGGAGGUGACAGCUACAUUUAUCAUUCACUACUGUAAUUUUGAAUGAAUGGACCAGUAAACACCUGAUACUGAUGUUAUCUAUAUAAAAGAAAGGAGCAAGUUAAGAAAAUGAUCCACAGUCUAUUUCUCAUAAACUGUUCCGGUGACAUAUUUCUCGAGAAGCACUGGAAGAGUGUUGUGAGCCAGUCUGUCUGUGAUUAUUUCUUUGAAGCUCAAGAGAAAGCAGCUGAUGUUGAAAAUGUACCACCUGUUAUUUCAACACCUCACCACUACCUCAUCAGUAUCUAUCGGGAUAAGCUUUUCUUUGUCUCUGUCAUACAGACUGAAGUGCCACCUCUCUUUGUAAUUGAGUUCCUACAUCGAGUUGCUGAUACUUUUCAGGACUAUUUUGGUGAGUGUUCGGAGGCUGCAAUUAAGGAUAAUGUGGUCAUAGUAUAUGAGCUCUUGGAAGAAAUGUUAGACAAUGGAUUUCCACUGGCUACUGAAUCUAACAUUUUGAAAGAAUUGAUUAAACCACCAACAAUUCUGCGUUCUGUCGUCAACUCUAUUACAGGCAGUAGUAACGUUGGGGACACACUCCCCACCGGGCAGCUGUCCAACAUCCCAUGGCGCCGAGCAGGGGUAAAGUACACAAACAAUGAAGCCUAUUUUGAUGUCGUUGAAGAAAUAGAUGCAAUUAUAGAUAAAUCAGGAUCUACAGUCUUUGCAGAAAUUCAGGGGGUAAUUGAUGCUUGCAUUAAGCUAUCUGGAAUGCCUGACCUUUCCCUUUCUUUCAUGAACCCGAGGCUUCUAGAUGAUGUCAGCUUCCACCCCUGCAUCCGGUUCAAGCGUUGGGAAUCUGAAAGAGUUUUGUCAUUUAUUCCUCCAGAUGGAAACUUCCGACUCAUAUCAUACCGUGUCAGCUCACAAAAUCUAGUGGCAAUACCAGUAUAUGUGAAACAUAGCAUCAGUUUUAAGGAGAACAGUUCUUGUGGUAGAUUUGAUAUUACAAUUGGACCAAAGCAAAAUAUGGGGAAAACUAUUGAAGGAAUCACAGUGACAGUUCACAUGCCAAAGGUUGUGUUGAAUAUGAACCUGACACCAACACAAGGCAGCUAUACAUUUGAUCCAGUUACCAAGGUACUAACGUGGGAUGUGGGAAAAAUCACUCCACAAAAGCUCCCCAGUCUUAAAGGACUGGUAAAUUUACAAUCUGGAGCACCCAAGCCAGAAGAGAAUCCAAGCCUCAACAUACAGUUCAAGAUCCAGCAGCUUGCCAUUUCAGGCUUAAAAGUAAACCGCUUGGACAUGUAUGGAGAGAAAUAUAAGCCAUUUAAAGGAGUCAAAUAUGUCACGAAAGCUGGCAAGUUCCAAGUGAGGACAUGAGAAGAAGCCAGAACUCCUCAAGAUAUGUUUGUUUUCCAAGUGUCAUUACAGUUUAUUACCAUUAGGUACCAAUUGGAUGGGAAUACAUAUUCUAGUUAAAGCAUUUGUGUCGAGCCACACACCACUAACAGAGUUGCUUAGUAAUCAAUGUAGGGUUCAUUGGAGCUUUAAGCUAAGGAAACUUCUGAAUGACUUAGCUUAUUUGUAUCUUGUCACUUAGGAAGAUUUUAGAGGUGAUUUCCUCCAUAGGGAGACACCAGCUGGAGGCUGCAUAUUUUAACAGUCAAGGCAAAAGUCUACAGUGAUAACCUCUCUCCUAAAACAAGUGAGCUGGUCUCAGCAGGAGCUAUCUUAGUCUGUAAUGUGAUAUAUCAAGUGCAGCCAAAUGUCACACUUGAUCUUAGCCAUCCCAAAUCUUCUGUCCCAACAGAGGAAAAAUUCCUCCCACCCCAAGAAGUUUACAGAAAACUGCCUCUUCAAGUGUUUGCCUUAUUCAGCUUUUCACUUAUGCCAUUAAGCAAGCACUGUAGCAAAAGCCACUCCACAUGGCCCUUGCAGGGAGCAUUGCUGCUCCAUGCUCCAUUCUCACUGUACUUGGUAUUGUAUUUUUUAUAAAUAAGAUUUUUAUGUAAAGCUCAGAUUUUGAUUUAUAGGGAC